Molecule: messenger RNA, 1421 nt
Organism: Lottia gigantea (owl limpet)
Lineage: Eukaryota; Metazoa; Mollusca; Gastropoda; Lottiidae
Exons: 9
Coding region: 66-1154 (362 amino acids)
Cellular component (GO): nucleus
Molecular function (GO): protein binding
Source: RefSeq, a predicted model, not a curated record
AAAGCCCAGUCGCCAUCUUGGUUUUUGUUGACAGUCGGUUAGAUCAAAGUUUCUUGAAAGAAAUCAUGAUGAAUACUAUACCCCACUCGAAUCACGCGAAUGCACCACCAGGAAAGCGGAAAGAGAUAUAUAAAUAUGAAGCUCCAUGGACUGUGUAUAGUAUGAACUGGAGUGUCAGACCUGAUAAACGAUUUCGAUUGGCUCUCGGUAGUUUUGUUGAAGAAUACAAUAACAAAGUUCAGAUAGUGGCAUUAGAUGAAGAAACCUCAGAUUUUGUUGCCAAAAGUACAUUUGAUCAUCCUUACCCUACUACAAAAAUAAUGUGGAUUCCAGAUUCAAAAGGUGUAUUUCCUGAUUUAUUAGCUACUAGUGGAGAUUAUCUCAGAGUAUGGCGAGUGGGAGAAACAGAUUCACCUGGUACUAGACUAGAAUGUCUUCUCAAUAAUAAUAAAAAUUCUGAUUUUUGUGCCCCACUGACAUCAUUUGAUUGGAAUGAAGUGGACCCUAAUUUAUUAGGUACCUCAAGUAUAGAUACAACUUGUACUAUCUGGGGUUUGGAGACAGGACAAGUUAUAGGGCGUGUCAAUAUGGACCCCCGAGUCAAUAUGGUGUCUGGUCAUGUUAAAACACAGUUAAUAGCCCAUGAUAAAGAAGUUUAUGAUAUUGCUUUUAGUCGAGCUGGUGGUGGACGUGAUAUGUUUGCUAGUGUUGGUGCCGAUGGAUCAGUAAGAAUGUUUGAUUUAAGGCAUUUAGAACAUUCUACUAUAAUCUAUGAGGAUCCCCAACAUAUCCCACUCCUUCGCCUAGCAUGGAAUAAACAAGACCCUAACUAUCUCUGUACAAUGGCUAUGGAGGCACAAGAGUGUAUAAUAUUAGAUGUUAGAGUACCAUGUACACCAGUAGCCAGAUUAAACAAUCAUAGAGCCUGUAUUAACGCUAUCACCUGGGCUCCUCAUUCAUCUUGUCAUAUCUGUACUGCAGCUGAUGAUCACCAAGCAUUGAUCUGGGAUAUACAACAGAUGCCACGAGCUAUAGAAGAUCCUAUAUUAGCUUACACAGCAGCUGGUGAAAUCAACCAGAUACAAUGGUCCUCUACCCAACCAGACUGGAUCUCUAUCUGUUAUAAUAAUAACAUGGAAAUAUUACGUGUGUAGAAUCUAACUGUGUCAUUAUUCGUGUUGUGAAAAGUCAUCCUACUUUCAUUUUAAGUCUAUAUUUAUUACUGAUAUUUAUAGAGAAUAUGGAUAAUGUAUCUAAAACUGCAGUUAAUUGGCCUAUUUUCGAAUAAUUUCACACUCAAAAUGUGUCUUUUUGAAAACUUUGAUUAAUUCAGAUGUACAUGCAGUAGAUUUGUAAUUAAUAUAGGAACAGGAUAAUUGUCUGUGGUGGUGUGGACAUUAGUAUUGUGUACAAUAAGAGAA